CAAUUUACGUCUUCCGCUCACGGUUAGGGUAUAAUGAGGCUUCUUUCUUUCCUGGUAUUUAUUAUAUUUUGUGCAACGGUAUUGGCAUGGGACAAAGAAGAUCAUGAAAUUUUCGACCUUGUUAGUGCUAUAGAGGGCUCUGAGGGGAGGGGAACGACCUUUUACUCUUGGCUAGACGUUCCAUCCACUGCUUCGACUUCAGAAAUCGCCAAAGCUUACAGGAAAUUAAGCAUACAACUGCACCCAGAUAAGAAUCCUGGUAACAAGAAAAUUGCCGAACGUUUCGCCAGGUUGGGCGUCGUUUCAGCAAUCUUGAGGAAUCCGGCCAGCAGAAAGAGAUAUGACUUUUUCUACAAAAAUGGUGUACCGAAAUGGAGAGGAACUGGCUAUUAUUACAGUCGCUUCAGACCAGGACUCGGGACGGUGUUGACCUUCUUAAUUAUCUUGUCUUCCGGAAUGCAAUAUUUCAUUCACCUUUCCAACUACAAGCGCGAUUUGAGAAGAAUCGAAGAUGUGGUCAGGGAAGCACGAUUGGCUGCCUGGGGUCCUAAGAUGGUGCCCGUCGAGGGACAGCGAAAGGUUAAGGUAAACAUGAGAGGUCGGCAGCGUUACGAUGAGGAUGGAAACUUGAUUGGAGGCAAGACCAUAGACAUGGUAGUAUCUGGUGACGCCGUUUAUGUUCUUGAUCCAGAUGGAGACAUGCAUCCUGUCGAUUCUGAUACCGCAACACCUCCGACCGUUCGCGGAACUUGGUUCCUCGCUCUUGUUCAUUCCGCUUACUCUUUUUCGUUGAACAAGAUAAAAGGUAACCAUAUCGAAGCGCAAACUGUGGAAGGCUUGGAAAUAGAUGAUGGAUACGACUCGACCGCGACUGGUUCUGAUCAAGCAGGCAGUGGCACUGUCACACCUCAAGAAGCUGUCGUUGGUGGAAAUAGAAAACCUGCUACAAAAGCCGGGGGAAAGCGCAGAAAAGCCGUCAGGAAACGGUAAAUUUACACUACAUACAUCCAUAUAGCACGCAUAAUUCCAUUCGUGUAUCGUUGUUGCGUGUGUUUUAAUUGUCUUGGACGAAUAACGACACGCCCUGAUAUACUCGAGCUUCAUGGCAAGCCCGGAGACGUCAUUGUCGAAUAUAAAAGCACUUGCAGGCACUUAACGUACUUUGUCAAAAGAAAAUUUGC
Messenger RNA from Lentinula edodes (shiitake mushroom), 1181 nucleotides. Its product is annotated as DnaJ domain-containing protein. The transcript has 8 exons. Gene Ontology annotation, cellular component: endomembrane system. NCBI's taxonomy places the organism in Eukaryota, Fungi, Basidiomycota, Agaricomycetes, Agaricales, Omphalotaceae. Bases 34 to 990 code for a protein of 318 amino acids. The record is from RefSeq and is a predicted model, not a curated record.